Molecule: messenger RNA, 639 nt
Organism: Brachypodium distachyon (stiff brome)
Lineage: Eukaryota; Viridiplantae; Streptophyta; Magnoliopsida; Poales; Poaceae
Product: nuclear transcription factor Y subunit B-1
Exons: 2
Coding region: 31-522 (163 amino acids)
Biological process (GO): regulation of transcription by RNA polymerase II
Cellular component (GO): CCAAT-binding factor complex
Molecular function (GO): DNA-binding transcription activator activity, RNA polymerase II-specific; protein heterodimerization activity; RNA polymerase II cis-regulatory region sequence-specific DNA binding
Source: RefSeq, a predicted model, not a curated record
GGGAAAACACAGGUUGAGGGAGAGGCAGAGAUGGAAGGACGAGGUCAAGCAAAUGGCCCUGGCAACAACGCAAGAGAAGGCAACAGAAGGACGAAGUUCCCGGCUAGCUACCUGACAGGCAUCAUGGCACGCGCCCUGUCGCAGCACCCGGGAGCCAGGAUCAGCGGAGGUGCAAGCGACGCCGUGGACCGGUGCGUCGAGGAGUUCAUCGCCGUGGUCACCUCCGCGGCUGCGGACUGGUGCCGGGAGCAGAACAAGACGACCCUGGACAGCGACGACCUCAUCAACGCCAUGGAAGAUCUUGGCUUCUACCAGUAUGUGGGGCCCCUGGAAGAUUACCUCCGCCAGUACCGCGAGUUUCAGGGCCGUCAGCCUGCACCACCGACACCGGCAGCCCUUGUGACGACGGUGGAGAUGCCACCUCCACAGGUGCCGUCUGGAGCUGCAGCCGCAAGUACCUCUCGGAUGCCACCUGCUUCUGCUGCUGCCCCUGCCCAUGCCCGUGACGAUGUGGAUGAGUGAACGAACCCCUGUUGAUCCAUGGGAAUUUCUGUGAUGAAGUCGUUAUUGUAAACCUUGCAUGUCUGUUGCAUGGUGUGAUCAUGAGAAUAAAAUGUUUUUUUUACCGAUCUUGAGGUU